AAUUCUGAGUAAAAAAAAAAAUUAUUUUUUCUGAAACACAAUGUUUAGAUGAUAUUUGUAAGAAUAUAACUCAAUAUAUAUAUAUAUAAGGUAGUUUCUUUAAAAGGAAGUUUUGAAUGGCAGGCUUUUAAACAACAUCCGGGUGCCAUUGCUUAUGGCUCCUUUAAAGUUUUUUUUUUAAGUUUUUCACACUAAACUAUUAAUGUAAACAAUAUUUUCUGGUGAGUGUAAACCUCUCCAUCUCACUAUGAGUUUUAGCUACAAUUUUAACAUAUAUUAAGAAGAUCGUUCUAUGGAUAACCAGCGAUAUGGAUUGAAGAUAAUGAAAAAAAUUGAAAUAAAAUGAUACAUAAAUCAUCCGUAAAUAAUUUUAAUGAGUAUGUGUGCUUUUUAAAAAAAAUUCCAGCCAGACAGAUCGUAUGAAAUAGUUAUAUUGUUCGAUGAAAUACUUAACUAAUUAAUUUUUGUUGCCACAAGGAAAUUGUGAAAUAAAAUCAAUCUGCUCUUAAAUCACCUGUAAUUAGCAAUAUGAAAACAAAUAAAAUUGUUGAUCUUGCAGUGUUUUUCAACAUUUUGUGAUAGAGAACUAUAAUUUUUACAAUUUUAAUUGUUUAUACGUAGCUCACAAUAUGCUUCCUCAGGUUAUGAAAUUUUGCAGCCUUAAAGAUCAGAACUUUUAAAGUUAUAGUGCUAUAGACGAAGAUAAUUUUAACUAAAAGUGAAGAUUUGUUACUGUGAUGAGUAAUUUUGGAUAUAAUGCAACUACGCUUUGAAGAUCGAAAAUCCAAAAAUCAUGGAUAUAUUAGUAAUCUUAUUUCAGAAAAAGAGCAUGAUUUAUUCCUGUAUUACGUGAUUAGUAUGAAAUAAUUGCCAUUUAAGCAUGCUUCAUAUUUAUGCACCAAAGAUAAUGUGGUUGAAGUUAGAAAAUGAGUGACUGCUCUAAUCUUUCGGAAACACCAGUCAGUGGGGAACAGGAGCCCACUAUGGUCACUGUACCUGUAGUGGGCUCCAGUGCUUCAAAUAACAUGGCUACCUCUUGGAACAAUGGUGAUACUCUAGAUAUGCAUGAGUCAAAUGAUAUUUGUGGCCUCUCAUUAUGCAAUGAUGUUGUUACUACUUCUUCUAGCUCAUCACAUAUAUCAAGUGCUAUGUGUACUUCUGAUAUUAUGUCUCAUGAUAAUUCUGAUUCAACACCAUUCCUGCAUUCUGCACUGGCACAUGAUGCUGAUUCAACUUCUGAAUCCUUGGGUGUUUGUGACGAUGAAAGAAUGAUUGUCGGUAGGUCUUUGCAAACUUCUCUGACUGUUCAUGCAAUUGUUACACAGGAUGGUUUGACUGGUUCUCAGGGAUCUGAAAGCAGUGAUGACCAGCUUAGUGUUGUCGAUAACUUAACAGCACAGAAUUUUUUGCAAGAAACAGAUUUAAUGAAUGCUGCUUCAUCAGCACUUGGGCAUGAUAAAUCACCAUCUCCUGAUCAUGACCUUGACAAAUCAGACAUUCAUCAUAAUUUGUUAUCUCUUGAUCAUCAGUCAGUUACUAGUCCACAUGAUCAUAUGGAAAUGGAAAACCUUUUGCAUGAACAAGAUUUGGAUGGUCCAGUUUCAUCUAUGUCAGAGUAUCAUUUAGAUCAUUCUCAGGCUUCUGAACUUUCUGUUGGAAGUACUUCCCAGCUUGGAAGCUUAAGUAACUUGCAAGAGGUUGUAAGUGCAGAUGGUGUGUGUUUGUCACCAUCAUCAAAUAGUAGCAAUUCUUCGUUAGAUUUGCCUUCGGGUGUGAGUAUAUCAUCAGGAAUAGGUUUACCCCCUGUUUCAACUAUCAUUAGAUCAUCAGCUAAAGGAAGGUUUGAUGUAUUUUGUAGGCCUUCUAACAUUAAUAUGAUUAUGGGCAUUCCUCAAUAUUUAAGCAACAGUAAUUCUUUCGAUGUUAUGACAUCCAUUAAUAAUAUACAGCGAUUGUCUUCAAGUCCUUGUGACAGUUUGAACAAUGUUUCUUUAGCUAGUCCAAUGGAAGAGUCAUCAUCGAGAUGUACAGAUGUUGUGAUGGAAAAUGUAGAUGUUCCUUUAUCAUCAUCAUUAUUGGUAUGUUCAUCAACUCCUAUUAGCCAUGUUGCAUCAAUUGUUGAAAGUAGAUGCAUUAAAGCUAAUUCUGUGAUGUCUUCUCUGGGACCAGAUAUUAUGGAUAAAGAUUCUUUAUCUGACAUAACAGACACUCAUUUAGAAUCUGAUAGUAGUCUUAAUUUACAACUUACAUCUAGAACUAUUCCAAAUUUUAUUGGGGUAGUGCCACUUCGGGAAAUUAUGCACAUAUCCCCAUCACCCCCUCAGGUUUCUCAUCAUUUGUCGCCUCUUGCAAUUGAGGAAAUGCAAAAAGUAGCUGAAAUAAGUGAACACUUACGCUCUGGAUCAAAUGUUGAAUCCCCAUUUUCUUUGCAUUCAAGUGAAGAAUCCAUUGCAAGAGCUAUGCUUUCUCCUCAUUUUAGUGUUGGAGAAAGUUUACAUUCAGAUAAUUAUGUUGACUGUAUAAGCCAAAGGUCACAACCAACUUCUGUUUCAGCUAUUGGAACAAAUGUUAUUGUUUCAACUUCAAACAUAGACACCUCUCCGAAAUUUACAGUUGCAGAUAUAAAAGCUAUUGAGCAUAGAUUCAGAACUGAACAGUCUAGAAAUCAAAACAUGGAAAAUGUCAAUCAUAAUUUAAAUAAUUCUGCACUAAAUAAUGAAGUUAUAAUUCCAGAUUGCAUUGAAACAUCACAAAGUUCUGAUAUUAUGUAUUCUGAUGUUCAAGAUGCACUAAGGCAAGAUGCAGCUACAAGAAAAAUAUUGAAAGCUCAUAAUAUUGUGCGAUCUACUAUAAUUGAGAAAAAUUUGUUACAGCAGUCUCAAGUCAUUAAAAAUGAGUCUGUGAUAACUAGUGCUGAUAAUAUUGCUUCUAACAAACUUGUUAAUAUUAAAACUUCUCAGAACAAUAGUGAGUUAGUUACUAUAAAAACAAAUGACAAGGUAGCAAUAUCUAGCAGUCAAGCUGAUACUUUGCAACACGUCAAUCCAUCUGCUGUAACUGCAAGUGUGAUUCAACAACUUUUACGGGCCCAGUCACCUCCAGAGAAGAUAACGUCUACUUUACAAAGGGUGCCACGUGGUGUAAUUACUUCUGUAAUGUCUAGUAAAGGUGAUCAUCAAGAUGUUUUGAUUACUUCCUCUUCACCUGUCCAUGAGAAUUCUUUAGAAAAGGAGGAAAAUGAAUCUAAUAUUUCAGUUUCAUCAGCAAGCGUCCUUAAAGAUUCAAGUCUGAUAAAUAGUACAAACAGUUCUAGAAAUAAAUCAGUUGUUUCUUUGGACAUUAAUGAACAUUCGGUUAUUAGUCAUGGAAGUAAAUCACCUUCCUCCUCUGAAGAGAAAGAAAUCUCAAUUUCUAGUUUAACAUCUGCAGUUCUCCCCUCCCUUUUCCCUAAUCUUUCUGCUAGUGCAUUAGCUUCAUUACAAUCUAGUUUAAACUCGGCUCUUCCUUUAACUAUACAAUCUUCCCUGCCAAACUUAAGUAUUGGAGAAAAUUCAUCUGGUGCAUCUCAUUUGCCUCCUGUUUCACCUACCUUAUCUUCACCACCUCUUUCUCCUAUUUUAUUACCUAGCAUUUUAUCAACAACUUUAAGAAAUACUUCUACUAAAGUUCCAAUCCUGGAUUCAAUUGUAACUUCAAAUUGUGUUACCUCUACUAAUAAUAUAUAUAGUGGUCUAUUAAAAACUGUUGGUUUAUCUAAUAUUGUAAAGCAAGAGCCAGGUAUUAUUACAGGAUCUGGACCUCUCCCUCCUUUUACGGUAGUUUCUGGUUUAUCUCCUCUGGUGAAGAGAGAUUUUAGUGCUUCUUUGGCUUCAAAUUUACUUGGUGCUAAUCAUACGAGUGCACAGAUACCUGUGGUGACCAUAAAACAAGAGCCCGGAGCAUCCCGAGCUUCUGCUAGUGCCUCAGAAUUCAACCCUUCCAUAAUUUUAAAUGCCAAUGCAGCAUUACCUAAUAUUGCCUCCAUUCAUCUUCCUUCUGCAGCUGCAGUCCAACUGCCAGUGGUUGUAUCAACUUCUAUUGCUGUAGCAACCACUGCUUUAACAAACCCAGUGCCUUCGCAAGCCUCGACCAUUGCAUUUGCAGGAAGUAUCUCAACAUCUGUUGCAAAUUCAACUGCACCUACUAACUGUGAGGAACCAAAAUCUUCAGACAAAAAAUGGAAUUGUUUGAUGUGUAAGAAUGGAAGUCCAUGUGGCCUCCAUCCAACCCAAUCUCAGGGUUCAACUUCGGGCUCUGGAAGGUUGACCACACAACCCCAACCUGUACUGUCUGGAGAUCCUGCAAAACCUUUUCAAUGCACUUUGUGUGGCAAACAUCUUGCAUCUAAAAAUGUGUAUCAGUUGCAUUUACGCAGCCAUUCUGGAGAGAAGCCCUUCACCUGUAAUCUAUGUGGUCAUCAUUUUUCCCAAAAGACUUCAUUGACUAGACAUAUGAGAUCCCACACAGGUGAACGUCCAUUUCCUUGUGAUGUGUGUGGUAAACGUUUUGCUGAUAAAGAGAGGAUUAAGAUACACAUGAGAACUCACACUGGAGAGAAGCCAUUUGCUUGUGAAGUGUGUGGCAAAAGAUUCUCUCAAAAAUCUACUGUAAAAAGACACAUGAGUGUUCAUACAGGUGAAAAACCAUUUAAAUGUGAAUCAUGUGGUAAGGGUUUUGCUAAUCGUGGGAACUUAAAUGCACAUAGUAAAACUCAUGCAAACACAUGACAUUAUAUAACUAAAAUAAUUAAAAAAAAUGUUAUGUAUAAUUAUACAUUCUGUAUAUUUGAAGGGUUGUCUGGUUACAUUCUCUUAAAAGUUUAUUGUUUGAGAAAUGUUUCCAGCACACCACAUGUAGUAUAUUAUUGUAAAUUUUUAUGACAUUUUAGCUAAUAACCUCAAUUAGGAGUUAUAGGAAAAUGUUAACAACUUGAUACUGAAUUGUUAGCAAGCGUACAUAUUUAUGCAUAUGAAGAUAUACAGUAUCAUCGUCCUACAAUGAGUGAUCUUUUUUGUUAAAACACUGUUGUAAGUAGAGACCAUCUUUCAAUUCCAAAUGGUUUUUGCAGUUUACUAAAAGUACAAACGAAUAACUUCUGUUAUUGCAAUAUCAAAGCAGUAGUUUCUUAACAUUUUAGAUCUUUCGAGCAAGAGAGAGAUUUAUGUAGAUUGUUUUUAUCACAUGCACAUAUCUAGUACAUAGCUGGAGUUAAAGUUUAUAUAUAAUAUAAUGUUAUGAUUAGCAUAAUGUUUGCUAUUGUUUCAGAUUAAACAGUUGUUUCAGGUCUUGAAACAUAGUCAUGUUGCCAUUUGUUAAUCAGGUUAAAAUUUGAAGCUGAGUGAUUAGUUUUCCUAUAGUGCAGUGAGAAAUAGUGGUAUGCUGUAGCCAUUCAUGUUUGUCUGAGUGUGUGAAUGUGGUGAUGCUUGCGAUUGAAGAUUUUAAUUCAAUAUUUAUUAUUCAAAAUAAUAAACUAUUUUUAUUUAAUAAAAUUUUUUUUAGUCUGUAUAUAUAUAUAUAUUAUUUAAAUCAUUAGUUAUUAAAUUUUAUGAUUUUAAUUUUAAAAAUAAUCUGGCCAAAACUAUUUAUGAAUGUUUCAUUACAAAGGCUGCUGUUUCUAAAGUGAAAGAAAACUCUAAUUUCAUAUUUUCUUUUUUUUAAAAAAAAUGUAAAAUUUAAUUUUAUAUGUUAUGCAACUUUUAAAAUUUUUCAUCUUUUCGCAAUGGCUCCACAUCUUGAGGAAAGUCUCGGUCUUCUCCAGCUAUUCCUGCUUUCGGCAACUGUUUUCCAAUAUUUUAAUUUCAAGAAGUCAAGAUUCCUUUUGACACAAUAAAUCCACUUAUGCAGAAGUUUGCAUCUACGUAUCUUCCCCAUGAGUUUAGUCCGAAUGACAGUCCAUUUGAGUUUCUGUAUCUUUGUGAAUCUUAGGUUCUUUAAAUAUUUUGUACUAUUCUGUAUUUGUCCUCCAAAAUCCAUUCACUUCAAUUCCAGAAUACUUCAUUAGAUUUUCCUUUUCAAAUUGGCAAUGCCCUCUUCAUUACAUGCAGUUUAUGUCUAUAUUUCCGGUGCAUAUGUUAGUACAUGUCUUAUAAGAUUUUUAUGGUAGUAAUUUAAUUCGAGAAAAUUGAACCUGAGACAUUUAACUUCUAAAUCAUUUUUCAAAAAUAAUUUAAAACUAAAAAAGUGUUAAUAACUUUAGAUUACAAUGGGCUCUGUAAUAAAAUUAUGCAGUACGGAAGCUGACUUAGCAAAUUUUUGUGAGUAUCUGCAUAAUUUUUUUUCCGUCUCAGAUUUCUUUUUAAAAAUUGUGGAGGAAAAAGAGACUGCUACAAUUAUCAGCUUAAUAAAAUAUUUUGUAUAUUUGAGUACAAGAACCAGUUAAUUUUGAUUUCUAGUUGCUGAUUUCUUAAGUAUUGUUAAAACCAGAAAUUCAUUUGAAACUGUAUCUCUAUAAAACAUAAUGGUAUAACAGAGUUUUCCAUUGUUGUCGAGGAUUUUUAUUGUCGGGAAAAUCAUAUGGUAAGAUUCAGUUUUCCCACUUUAAUUUCCAUGCUUUUUUUAGUUGUUAUCAGGAUAAAAUUAAUAAAAUGCAUAAAGAUAUUGUUUUCCUAUAAAAUAUUUUUGUAUCCCUAAUUUAAAGGUAUUUGCCUGCAAUAUUUAUUUUUCUUAUUCUACUUUGCUAUUGUUAGGUUUCAUUAUUGUUACUUCUAUAAUAAGUAUUACCUUAUUAUGCUACAUUUUCACCCAAUCUUAUUUAAAUUUGUGUCUUCAUUUUAUAAUUGUUAUUUUUUGGUGCAAAUUACAUUAAUAUACCUUUAAAAAUUACAGCUAAAGAGAUUUCAGGGCUUGAAAAAACUCGGAAAUUUUACCCGUCCCCGAGGACGGCUUGUCCAACAAUGUACCCGUCCUGCUUUGAAACUAACCCGUAGCUUCUAAAUAAAUAAAAAUAUAAUUUUCUCUUAUUUAUUACGAACAUUUAUAUAAA
Molecule: messenger RNA, 7021 nt
Organism: Parasteatoda tepidariorum (common house spider)
Lineage: Eukaryota; Metazoa; Arthropoda; Arachnida; Araneae; Theridiidae
Biological process (GO): regulation of transcription by RNA polymerase II
Cellular component (GO): transcription regulator complex; chromatin; PcG protein complex
Molecular function (GO): DNA-binding transcription factor activity, RNA polymerase II-specific; RNA polymerase II cis-regulatory region sequence-specific DNA binding
Source: RefSeq, a predicted model, not a curated record